Molecule: messenger RNA, 2410 nt
Organism: Chara braunii
Lineage: Eukaryota; Viridiplantae; Streptophyta; Charophyceae; Charales; Characeae
Source: the annotation of a GenBank genome assembly
CGGUGGCCGCCAUAACCAGCAAGGUGACGAUGACAGUGGCCGCCAUCGCGAAGGCAUAGUGGAAAGGACAGCCGUCGUGGACAACAAGCUUCGUCUCCAUCAUAGGGCUUGCGCAGGUCGGGAUAUUGAUCGAGAUCGGUAUCUGGCGCACGAUUACGAUGAAUGCAGUGAAGAAUUGCGACCAGGGACGGUGAUGGCGACUACCCCGCCAUCGCCUGGAAGAUGACGGUGACGUUGCCCGCCAUCGCCAGGAAGGUGAGGAUGACGGUGACCGCCAUCAUCACUAAGGCAAACUAGCCGAAAGGACGGCCGUGGUGGACAAGCUUGCUCUCCUUAUUAGGGCUUUCGCAGCUGUGUUGGCAGGAGGCCCAACUGGCCGGGACAGUGCGGCGUUGAUUCGAUCCAUCCAUCCAUCCAUCCAUUGAUUGAUUUAUGAAAUGACACCACCACCGGAAGGCAUGGGGACGGAUGGUGGGAGUCGGCGGUCCGUGGAGGAGGUGCAGCAAAGCCGCCAUCAAUCCCCGUCGGACUUGAAAUCGGCUACGCCUGUGGAUGAUGGUCAUGCCAACCCAGUUCCUUGGCAUCAAUCUAUGCUUUCUGCCAGGGCACUGAAGGAACUGGGAGGUGGAACCAGCUUCUUUUCUCAACAGAUGGCGCUAUUCAGAUCGACGCCGAAUCUGAUUAAUCUAGGACUAGGCGCACCGGGUUACGAAGGGUCGAGUGUAGCGAGACAGGCUGCUGCCGAUGUGAUGAAUGCUUCCAUGACGGGCGUGGGUGCUGAUCAAGCAAUCCCCAUGCUCAACCAGUACUCGGCGACGUCAGGCCUGCGUAGUCUUCGGUUUGCGCUCUCGUCCUUUUACAAGAGGCAAUUCAAUGCUGAGUAUGACCCCGACAGGGAAAUCGUCGUCACGUCCAGCGGGACGGAGGCCGUUACGGCAGCGUUCUUCUCCAUUCUCAACCCGGGAGACAAGGUGGUGGUCCCGCAGCCUGCCUGGCCAUGGUACUUCCCCAACCUCCGGUUAGCAGGGGGUGUACCCAUCCCGAUGACCCUCAAGGCGCCAGAUUUCAGGAUUGAUCUGGUGGAGCUGAGGGAGCUGGUUGAGAGAGAGGAACCCAAGAUGCUGGUGCUGAACACGCCACAUAAUCCGACGGGCCAUGCCCUCACGAGGGAGGAACUGGAGGGAGUGGCGCAGAUUUUGGCCGAUCGCCGGAUCCUCGUUUUGUUCGACGAGGUUUAUCAGAAUAUAGUCUUCCCGCCCGCAGAGCAUCUUCGCAUUUCGAGUUUUCCGGGAAUGAGGGAGCGAACAAUUAGCAUUGGAAGUGGCGGUAAACUUUACGGACUCACCGGAUGGCGUGUUGGGUGGGCUGUCGGGCCACCCCAACUGAUCCGAGCCAUCGACAUGGUACACCAACAUAGCACUGUUUGCGCGCCAGUCCCGUUGCAGCACGGUAUCGGUGCAGCCCUUGACGCUGAAGAUGGCAGCUUUGGAGGCGUUGUGCAGUUGCAUGCAGGUAGUUAUGCGAUCCUGAAGGCGGCCUUUGAAGCCAUUCCCGGCGUUCACGUUUGCCCGUCGGAUGGCGGAUACUUCUUCACUCUGGACAUUGCUGCGACAGGUAUGCUCGCGGAGGAGUUUUGUGAGAUAAUGCUGAAGGAGGUGGGGGUAGGUGUUGUUCCCAUGAGUGCGUUUUACGCUACACUGUCAGACAGCGCGACAGCAAAGAACUUGGUCAGGGUUUCUGCCUGCCAGCGAAGGAGCCAGGUUGAAGAAGCAGCAAGAAGGAUUCUAAAAUUCUGCUCGGCAAAGUCGAGGAAAGAGGAUAGCGAAGCAUGAUGAAAAUGCUGAAAAUCAAUGGAGAAAGUGUAAUGCUCGAGGCUUUUUUUCUGGGCACCUGGGCACCCAACUUAUGCCCGGGUACACGCCCGGGUGCCCGGCCGGGCAUGACUCCGGGGCAGGAUUCUGGGCAGCCCCAGCACCCAAAAAAAAAAAAAAAAAAAAAAAAAAUCCGGGAAAAAAAUAAUGUUGUGUAGAAUUGCAAUACAAACGACUUUUGGCUGAGGGUCACAUUAGAAUUCCUCACAGAAUGGGAGAUAAAAAAGAAAAUAACAGAAUCACACUAAGGCACCCCCCUUGAAACCCCUUUAGCCCCUUUAAAACCAAUUUUUACUUCCCCCCUCCUUCCUCUCCUUGACAGCCAAAUAGCAAAAAAAGAAAUGAGCCUGGAUUUGAGGUCCUCUGGGAGAGCGCAGAAAACCCAAAAAAAAAAAAAAAAAAAAAAAGUUUUUUUUUUUUUUUUUUUUGCACGCCCGGGUACUCCGGGCGUCAGAUCCCCCCGGGUGCCCGGCCGGGCAGGACCGGCCGGGCGUGAGAAUCUUCCUUGGUAAUGCUGAAAAUCAAUGGAAAAAGUGUAA